This is a messenger RNA of Phanerochaete carnosa HHB-10118-sp, 777 nucleotides long. RefSeq lists its product as uncharacterized. Lineage: Eukaryota; Fungi; Basidiomycota; Agaricomycetes; Polyporales; Phanerochaetaceae. The record is from RefSeq and is a predicted model, not a curated record. The transcript has a single exon. The coding region runs from base 126 to 365 and encodes 79 amino acids.
GACCAGAGAUAGAGUCUACGAAUACAUGCACGACGAAAGCAGGACAGGACGGCUCCAAUCUGCCCAGAUGGGCAUGCUGCUUUGCAUUCCUCCGCAACAGGUAGGCAGCCCGCUCGCCCGUCAAAAUGAACGUCUCGGCGGAUGACCAAACGGACCCGUUUAUCGCGCUCAUCGCGCUCUUCGGGCCCAGCGUCUUGCUCUCGACGCGUCUCAGCAGAUGCCAGCAAAGGUUGUACCUCCGACGUUGCACAUCCUCGGUGCCGUUAUAUCCGCCGUCAACAUCGCCAGGCCGGGUCGCAGCAUCCAACACUUCAAGCACCAGCACAGUGGGUUACUUGACGCGGUCGUUGGCCACGUUAAUCUGAAGCGAGACUUACUCGCCUACGAGCACACUUCUGUAUCAACGCAUGAACUUGAUUGCAGCCCCUCGGUACUUCGACCUCGGCGUCGUCCGUGACAAGAUGGACUGUCUCAGACCCCGGGAUGGCCUCGCCCUUAAUCUAUCCCUUGUGUGCAGCGUACGCGUCUUCGAAAUCUCUGACGAGGAAUGACUGCGGAAGAGUUGUGGCAUUAAUGCAGAACCUUGACAGCCGCCACCAAUUUAGAGCCUGCAAACGACAGCGGGGACGCUCGUGAAGUGCGAGUGGGCUUUGGUUGCUCCGUUUAGGGCGGUCACCCAACGCUCGAUGGAUUACUUCCCAUAUUUUCGGCGCAACCAAAGUGUCAUAACCGACGUCUAUCGACUAUGCCGAGCAGCUAUCCAGAUUCGGCGGUAUG